AUGUCUCCGACUCUUUACACCUUUGGCGGCUCCGUAUGGUCCGCGGCUCCCGAGCUUGCCAUUGCUGAACUCUACCCUGCAAAUACUAUCGCUACCAAGACUGUCAAUCUUGUGAAUGGCGAAAACUUUGAUCCCUCAUUCAUUGACGUCAACCCUUCUGCCACCCUUCCAACCCUCACCGCCAACGGAAAGUCCUACCUAAGCACCACAGACGUGAUCUCAUACCUCGUCGCCAAUGCUCCAAAACCGCUCUCUACCCCCAUCUCCCACAAAGCAAUCAUCAAACAGGUCCAUGAAGGCCAAUACGAUCCCAACUUUGCGCUGCUCCUUGUUCGUGAUGAUGCUGAGCUUGUUGCCAAAGCUGGCGCGUUGCCCAAAACCUUUGUAGAGAACCGCCAAGCUGCCCUUGUCAAGCACUCCCAAAAUCCUGCUAAUUCCCGACAUGCAGUUUUCUACGCCGAAAAGCUUGCAGAGAACGGGGCGCUCCUUGACAUAUACACGGGUACAAAUAAAGAUCCCUCUAUAUUUUACGCCCAGUCCCAGGAACAUUUUGCCAACGUCAGAUCCUAUCUCUAUACUACCCUCCCUACUGUUCUUCCUGCUGACGGAUUUAUCGCUGGAGCGACUCCAGGCGAAGCCGAUUUCCAUGUCGUUGCAUGGCUAACCCGUAUUUCUGCUACGUCCGGAGCGAUCAGUGCUACCGAUGCUCUUGCGGCCUUGGAGAAGAGCUUUGGUGAGCCUCUUCCGGAGAUCGUGAGGAAAUACGCCAGGAGUUGGAUAGUGAGGGACAGUUGGAAGAAAGUGUAUGCUGAAGGAUUACAUUAG
Molecule: messenger RNA, 825 nt
Organism: Guyanagaster necrorhizus
Lineage: Eukaryota; Fungi; Basidiomycota; Agaricomycetes; Agaricales; Physalacriaceae
Exons: 3
Coding region: 1-825 (274 amino acids)
Source: RefSeq, a predicted model, not a curated record